Messenger RNA from Rhinocladiella mackenziei CBS 650.93, 513 nucleotides. RefSeq lists its product as uncharacterized. The transcript has 2 exons. Bases 1 to 513 code for a protein of 170 amino acids. NCBI's taxonomy places the organism in Eukaryota, Fungi, Ascomycota, Eurotiomycetes, Chaetothyriales, Herpotrichiellaceae. The record is from RefSeq and is a predicted model, not a curated record.
AUGUUUGCUCACACGGUGGCGUACACGAUACCGGUCAAUGUGGAUGGAGAACCAGCGCUUACCGCGCAGGACGUCUGGAAGGGGAUUUUAGCGAUCACCCGCCGACCUCAAGACUUUGCCGAAUACAUGGCUGACUCUAUUGUUAUCUCUGGAGACGACAAAAGGUUCCGUCGCAAGCUAGUAUUAGCGAGUGAUAGCGUGCACAGCUCAGCGGGUGCAGAGUUGCUUCAGGAUGUGGCGCUCUAUGAGCCAUGUAUGAUGGACGGGACGCUCGUUUCUACGGGCGCAAAGACUUCUAUGGGUGUCUCGUACGGUGGCCAACCAGGAGAAGGUGAAGCGCACCUUUACCUAACCGCAACGUAUGAGCUUCGGAUGCCGGAUGUGGAUCCAGCCAGCGAAAAGGCAGAAAAGAGCAGGCAGGAAUAUGCAAACCUCGCACGUACCAUGGUUAACAGCAGCAUUGAGAGCAUGCGAAAGCUCAAGAAGGAGAACCGGCUGGAUGAGUAUGUCUGA